Molecule: messenger RNA, 243 nt
Organism: Priceomyces carsonii
Lineage: Eukaryota; Fungi; Ascomycota; Pichiomycetes; Serinales; Debaryomycetaceae
Product: nuclear transcription factor Y subunit beta
Exons: 1
Coding region: 1-243 (80 amino acids)
Biological process (GO): regulation of transcription by RNA polymerase II
Cellular component (GO): CCAAT-binding factor complex
Molecular function (GO): RNA polymerase II cis-regulatory region sequence-specific DNA binding; protein heterodimerization activity; DNA-binding transcription activator activity, RNA polymerase II-specific
Source: RefSeq, a predicted model, not a curated record
AUGAAAAAGGCAUUGCCUGAGCACGCAAAGCUUUCGAAGGAGUCCAAGGAGUGUGUUCAAGAAUGCGUUUCAGAGUUUAUUUCAUUCAUCUCCAGCCAGGCUGCUGAUAGAUGUAACAUUGAAAAGAGAAAGACCAUUAACGGUGAGGACAUAUUGUGGGCCAUGUAUACAUUGGGAUUUGAGACCUAUGCGGAGACUUUAAAGAUAUACUUGGUGAAGUAUAGACAAGUAAGUAUGAUGUGA